Molecule: messenger RNA, 1043 nt
Organism: Baudoinia panamericana UAMH 10762
Lineage: Eukaryota; Fungi; Ascomycota; Dothideomycetes; Mycosphaerellales; Teratosphaeriaceae
Exons: 1
Coding region: 438-986 (182 amino acids)
Source: RefSeq, a predicted model, not a curated record
UGGCGGACUUGAAGGUCAGGUUAAAAGCGCCGGUCCGAAUGAACCGGCUCCGAGAAGUGCGUGGGACCGACGCUGUCUCACGUCUCCGGCUUCUUGCCUGUUUACGAACUCAAAACCUCCAGCACUAGUCGUACCAAGUGAGAAUGUCAUAAAAGCCGGCGGCAACGCGCUGCAAUCUCCAUACGCAGCUGCAGUCUUUAAUCGUGCUGAAGAUAAGCCAGCUUGCAGAACAAUGCCCAGUGGCGAGCAUACCAGACUCAUUCUUCAAAGCAAGGACUCCUUAGCAAUGCUGGGGUGCAGCAGCUGCUGAGAUACAGGCUUCAUGAAGGAAUGCGAGCACAUCCGACGGCGAGGGUUGAGGUUGUGUCGGGGAGGGACGGUGCGGUUGGGUGAAGCGCUCGGCAUUUGCAGGGAAGCACGAGAGCUUGGAGAAGGGGAUGAGGAUGUGCUCUGCGCGCAGGAUGCCGGCCGGGAGGCCACAGGCGAUGCUGAGGGGUAGAAUGUCGGCGAGUCAUAGGUCCAGAGAGCCGGACACCGAGUCCGAGCCUGCGGCGCGAAAGGUGGUAUUGUCGACCUCGGUCUUGCAAAUGCCGUACUGGCCUUCGGUGCUAGCUGUGUUCGUUAGAGCGAAGAGAGGCGAGCGCGCGAGGAUAACGAUAGCCGCGACUUCAGCUUUGGCGAAAAAGGCGGAGAACGCGGGAGGAGGAGGAGGUGGUGGUGGUGGGGUGGUGCGAAAGCGGAAGCAGUUGGUGAUGCUUUCGCGCUCGGCGUCGUCGACGAAGGAGCGGCAGUUGAUGAUGAAUUCACGGGGCGGGGGAUUGUGCAAGAAGAUGUGUCAGGUCAGAGAGAAGAUGAAGACAGCGCGGGCGAAGGUGGGGGCUGGUCUGCGGCAGCAGUCGACCUGGUAUGCAGACAUCCUAGCACGUGAGCGCCCGCGAUGGCACACAGGCAACCCGCUCAUUAGGGAGAGGGACUUGAUGCAGUGAAUGAGACUGCAACAUAAUACAAGCGUGACCAACGCUGCUGCUGCUGUUACAUCCACU